Meriones unguiculatus (Mongolian gerbil) is the source of this 2268-nucleotide messenger RNA. RefSeq names its product solute carrier family 22 member 6 (gene Slc22a6). The coding region runs from base 302 to 1957 and encodes 551 amino acids. The transcript has 10 exons. The record is from RefSeq and is a predicted model, not a curated record. Gene Ontology annotation, biological process: transmembrane transport. NCBI's taxonomy places the organism in Eukaryota, Metazoa, Chordata, Mammalia, Rodentia, Muridae. Gene Ontology annotation, cellular component: membrane.
UAAAAGCUGCCUGCGUAAGAGUCAGGGCUCCAGCAGACCCUGAAAGCUGAGCUGUCCAGACCCCCGAAGUGAAGAAAAGAGGCGAGGGCAAGGGAGGGCCAGAACCAGGGGAGAGAGAAAGGAGGGGCGACCCACUAGCCUGCUGUCCCGCCACAGAGCCGGCUCAGUUCCAGCUCCAGGAGUCACUCAGCUGCAGAGGCAGCGGCAGCCCCACUCCUCAGGCAAAGGGCAGCAGGCAGACAGACAGAGGUCCCAGGACUGGAGGUCCUCAAUCCCUGACCACUCGGCCUGGCCCAGCCCCAUGGCCUUCAAUGACCUCCUGAAGCAGGUGGGGGGCGUCGGCCGCUUCCAGCUGAUCCAGGUCACCUUGGUGGUUGCUCCCCUACUGCUGAUGGCUUCCCACAACACCUUGCAGAACUUCACUGCCGCCAUCCCCACUCACCACUGCCGUCCACCUGUCAACGCCAACCUCAGCAAAGAUGGAGGUCUAGAGGCCUGGCUGCCCCUGGACAAACAGGGACAACCCAAGCCUUGCCUCCGUUUUACUUCCCCACAGUGGGGACUUCCCUUUCACAAUGACACAGAGGCUAAUAGCACUGGAGUCACAGAGCCCUGCAUUGAUGGCUGGGUUUAUGACAACAGCACCUUCCCUUCAACCAUCGUGACUGAGUGGAACCUUGUGUGCUCCCAUCGGGCCCUCCGCCAGCUAGCCCAGUCCCUGUACAUGGUGGGAGUGCUGCUGGGAGCCAUGAUGUUUGGCUACCUGGCAGACAGGCUGGGCCGUCGGAAGGUGCUGAUCUUGAACUACCUGCAGACAGCUGUGUCAGGAACCUGUGCAGCUUAUGCACCCAACUAUACAAUCUACUGCAUUUUCCGGCUCCUCUCGGGCAUGUCUUUGGCUAGCAUUGCAAUCAACUGCAUGACGCUAAAUGUGGAAUGGAUGCCCAUCCACACCCGCGCCUAUGUGGGCACCUUGAUUGGCUAUGUCUACAGCCUGGGCCAGUUCCUCCUGGCAGGUAUCGCCUAUGCUGUGCCCCACUGGCGCCACCUGCAGCUUGUGGUCUCUCUGCCUUAUUUCGUUGCCUUCAUCUACUCCUGGUUCUUCAUUGAGUCAGCCCGAUGGUACUCCUCCUCAGGAAGGCUGGACCUUACCCUCCGAGCCCUGCAGAGAGUGGCCCGGAUCAAUGGGAAACAGGAAGAGGGGGCUAAGCUGAGUAUAGAGGUGCUCCGGACCAGCCUACAGAAGGAACUGACCCUAGGCAAAGGCCAGGCCUCAGCCAUGGAGCUGCUGCGCUGCCCUACCCUUCGCCGCCUCUUCCUCUGCCUCUCCAUGCUGUGGUUUGCCACUAGCUUUGCCUACUAUGGGCUGGUCAUGGACCUGCAGGGCUUUGGGGUUAGUAUGUACCUUAUCCAGGUGAUCUUUGGUGCUGUGGACCUGCCUGCCAAGUUCGUGUGCUUCCUUGUCAUCAACUCUCUGGGCCGCCGGCCUGCACAGUUGGCCUCUCUGCUGCUGGCAGGCAUCUGCAUCCUGGUGAACGGCAUCAUACCAAAAGACCAGACGAUCAUACGCACCUCCCUAGCUGUGCUAGGGAAGGGCUGCCUGGCUGCUUCUUUCAACUGCAUCUUCCUGUACACUGGAGAGCUGUACCCCACAGUGAUCCGGCAGACAGGCCUAGGCAUGGGCAGCACCAUGGCCCGAGUUGGCAGCAUCGUGAGCCCACUGGUGAGCAUGACUGCAGAGUUCUACCCCUCCAUGCCUCUCUUCAUCUUCGGCGCCAUCCCAGUGGUCGCCAGCGCUGUCACUGCCCUCCUACCAGAGACCUUGGGCCAGCCACUGCCGGAUACAGUGCAGGACCUGAAGAGCAGGAGCAGAGGAAAACAGAGGCAACAUCAGCAAGAACAGCAGAAACAGAUGGUGCCACUCCAGGCCUCAACACAUGAGAAGAACGGACUCUGAGGAUGGAAGGGGCUUCACAGGCACCAAAGGGUUAGAGUUCUACAGCUCCUGCCAUCUACAUGAGGAGGGGGAAUGAAUGGAGGAACCAGACCAUCCAAGUGUGGAGGCUGCCAUUCAGGGAACUGCCUCCCCAAAGGUCACCUCAGAAGACCCAACUAGGAACAAAAAGUCUGACUGUGCAUAGCUUCUUAAGCAGAAAGCACUCUUCAUCAGCCAUCUUCCAACUCAGUGGUCAUUCCCCCAGCUCCACUGCCCUCCACCUCUAGGACAUUGCAAAGAAUCUCAGACAAUUAAAAGAUUCUGUUCUCUAA